AUGUACAAAUAGUAAGUGACUGCUUGGGUGAAUGCGAUAGUGGUCGACAUUUGUUGUGAUUUCAUUGUUCUGUAUUUCGAACCAUCAUGUUUUGCAAUGAACUGCUUUUUCGAUUCUGCACAGUUUCAGCUCCCGUGCCUUGCGUUGGAUGCAGACCAUGACCUUCGCAAUAAGAGAGAUAAAUAAGCGCAAGGACCUUCUGCCGCAGCUCAAGCUGGGUUUCCACAUCCGUGACAGCUGUGAUGACAUACCUGUCUCUCUCAGAGCGUCUCUGCUGCUGGUGAAUGGCCAGCCAGAGAGAAACUCUGCAGCUGAGGAUGAGAUUGAAACUGAAGUGACAGAGAGACAGGGUACCUUUGAUUCAGACUGUUCUGCUGUACAGAGGACUGUAUCCUCGGUUAUUAUUGGUGAUGCCGCCUCUGGAGUGUCUAUGGCGCUGCUAAGAACCCUGGGUUCUUUUCAGAUCCCUCUGGUGAGAUUGUCUGACUUGCUUGAACAUUUUUAUUGAGAUCAAAUUGAGGAAAUUCACUGUUUCUUUUUAGCUGUAAUUUGGGAGACACUGCUAUCGAGAACGAGAGACAAAAUGAGGUUUGCAGAUGUUCUUGAAUCCUCACAAAUGUGUUUAUGUUUAACUUAGUAAAAAAUAUCUUGCAUUCCUUUAAUCUUGGUUAGGCUGCAGGACCAUAAACCUCCUGAAUAUACACCUUGGAUCCUGUUCAGAUGGCGCUUUUGUUUGGUGAAAUGUGAUGCUUGAAUUCAGCCUUUCAUAGUGUGCUGAAAACUAUUGUUUGCUUUAACCAGGUGAGCUACUUUGCAUCCUGCAGCUGCCUGAGUAAUCAAAAGGAGUUCCCCACAUUCAUGCGCACAAUGCCGAGUGACGCCUUCCAGAUCAAAGCGCUGGCCCGGCUGGUGAGCUAUUUUGGCUGGACGUGGGUGGGAGUCAUUGGUGUGGAGUCUGAUUACGCUCGCUUUGCCAUCGAACUCUUUCUGCAGGAGUCGGUGCAGUACGGUGUGUGUGCUGCCUACACUCACUUUUACCCUGUAACCCUGAGUCCACAGGCCCUAGAUGAGCUUCUGGAUGUAAUUCAGGUAAUCAUUACAGGUGGAGGAAAUUACAUGAUGCUGAAACGUGGCAGCAAUUUGUGUUUUUUUUCUGCAGAAGUAAUAUCAUCACUGUGCACAAAUUACCUCUCUGCAAAUGAGGCUUUUUUAAACAUGUAUCACACAAUAAUGUGUCAAAGUAUCGCCGUAUUUGCAAUAACAGGAGCGUGUCGUGAAUCAUAUUCCAUGUCAAACACACCAUCACUUAAUUGAAGCUCUUGAAGCUGUUAAAGGUUCAUUAAAUAUUAACUAUUCCCCCGUUUUCACUGUUCAGAUGGCAUCCUCAAAAGUAAUCAUCAACUUCGCUGGUGAGUCGCAGCUGCAGGGUAUCCUGGCAGAGGUUCAACGCCGGAAUAUAACCGGUCUGCAGUGGAUCGCCAGCGAGGCUUGGGCCACUGCCAGAUCACUCUGGGUAAAGUUUGGAGACCUCCUGGCUGGAACUUUGGGGUUUGCCAUCCGGAGAGCUGAUGUGAUUCCAGGCCUGAAAGAACACCUGAUCAGACUCAGACCAGCGCACAUUCAUAAAUCAGCUUUUUUAGCAGAGUUUUGGGAAGAGCUGUUUAACUGCAGACUAAACGGGUCGGUAAACAGUCACUCUCAUGGGGGAGACAACUACUUUGACAGGCUGCUAUGUAAAGGAACGGAGGAUCUGAUGAAUGUUUACUCUCCUUAUUCUGAUGUGACACAGUUAAGAGUGUCCUAUAAUGUGUAUAAGGCGGUGUAUCUGGUGGCCCACGCAUUGCAUGACAUGAGUAACUGCAAAGUUGGAGUGGGGCCUUUUCUUAAUGGCUCCUGUGCAGACCCAAAGAACUUUAAACCAUGGCAGGUGAGACUCCUAAUAGUUUAAAAACUGCUUUAAAUGAAUAAAUAAAUGAAUGCAUUAUGAGUUCAGAGCCAUGUUUUCUCUCCUCCAUCAGCUAAUCCACUACAUGAAGCGUGCUAAUUUUUCUGCACUGGGAGAGCAAAUCAACUUUGAUGAAAACGGAGACCCCAUAGCUUAUUAUGAUCUCAUAAACUGGCAAAAGAAUCCAGACGGCUCACUUCAUUUGGUGAAAGUAGGUUUCUAUGACGCCUCCUCGCCUGCUGGACGCAGUCUGGUCAUUAAUGACUCGGUCAUCCAGUGGCCUGUGGGGAAGCAGGUGUGUUCUCUGCAAAUAGGCUUGAGGCCAUGUUCACCUCUGAGAUUGUUGUAUGUACUUUUGAUCAACACAUCGGUGAAUUUGAUUUUAUCACUGUGCAAUAUGAUUCACUGUUAAAAGGCAGACAUAAGUAAACAUCGACAAAUGUAUGACAAUUAAGAUGAGAUAAGAUAUUUCCACUACUGACUAAAACCAUAAAACCAUAUAUUCUUCUGAAUUUAAGCACUUCAAAAUCACCUUUUCAUGCUUCCUCUGAGCUAUUCUUGAAAUGCAAGUUAGAUGACAUCAGAAUUAAACUGCAUUUACUCAAGAUAAAAAACUUUUUUUUUAGGAAUGAGACAAGUUUAAUGAAAAAUAAACCUAGAAAUGUCUUGUUUAUUUUGCAUCAGCAUGUAAGGUUUUGCAGUAUUUCAGAUGGAGACUUGCUGGAUAUUGCAAACUUAAGUUAUGGUUUCUUAAGACAUAAAUAGAUAUAGAUGUUUAAAAUACUGGAUAAUUACUCUUGAAGUACAAUUAAUGUAUUUUUUUUUAAAGUACAGAUUUUCACUUUUCAUGAGUUUUCUUAUUUCCAACUCCAUUAUCUCACUAAUGCAGAAAAAGUGGGAUUAUUUUCUCAAGUAAAUGCCAUAUUUUUCCAUAGAUUACAUUUUACAAAUCUAGCAAUUGAGGUAUUAACAUAAUAAGGCAGUAGCAGCAUGAAAUGAUAUUGUUAUCACGUGACAAGUUUUGUUCUUUUGAUAUAAAAAGAUGAAAAGGUCUUGAUAAUAAAUAAUCCAGCUUUUUAAAAUUCCAUGAUAACAGAAAAAAUCAAGAUCACAUGAGAAAAACUGAAGUUAACUUGUUAUCACAGGAAUACUGAGUUAAUAAAGUGUACGGACGCGCUUUCCUGAAUUUGGUUUGCACAUUGUGAUUACAUAAACUAAAAGAAAGGUGGUAGAGAUCAGUAUUGUUUCAGAAAGCCCGGAUAUGACUGAAUCCAGCGUCUCUUUGAGUGGCUGAACUUUGCCUCUCAGGCUCCCCGGGCUGUAUGCAGUGACAGCUGUCCUCCAGGCUUCCGUAUCGCCAGGAGGAAGGGGGAACCUGUUUGCUGUUUCGACUGUGUUCCUUGUGCUGAGGGAGAAAUCAGUAACAUGACAGGUGUGUUGAGUCAUAUCCUCAAAAUAUAAAGUGAACAGCUUGUAUCUUAAUCUGGCGUCUAUUUGCUAAAAGCUUUUUCUGUCUAUCACCAGAUUCACUAGAGUGCUCACGUUGCUCAGAGGACUCAUGGCCCAACGACGCCAGAGAGCACUGCAUCCCAAAAACAAUUGAGUUCCUGUCUUACUACGAGUUGAUGGGGAUUGUGUUGUGUGUAAUUUCAGUCCUAGGGGCUUGCACUUCCCUUUCAGUCUUGGCCAUAUUCAUCACACACAGAGACACACCACUGGUUAGAGCCAACAACAUGGAGUUGAGCUUCCUUCUCCUGCUGUUUCUUGCUGUCUGUUUUCUGGUUGGCCUUCUGUUCAUUGGUGAGCCCUCAGACUGGCUCUGCCGCGUCAGAUACCCAGCAUUUGGAAUCAGUUUUGCCCUCUGCAUUUCCUGCCUACUGGCCAAGACAACAGUGGUCCUAAUGGCUUUUAGGUCCACAUUGCCAGGAAGUAAUGUCAUGAAGUGGUUUGGACCAGACCAGCAGAGAGCCAGUGUGCUUUUAGGAACAUUCAUCCAGGUAGAAUCCUUUUCCAUCCAUCUGUGCUCAUGUUUUCUCAACUGUGAGAUUAAUAAAGUGAAAUUCUGUUUCCCCCCUCUCAAAGGUAAUAAUCUGUGUCAUCUGGCUGCUCACUGAUCCUCCUCAUGCCAACAACAACACAAAUUACCACAGUGCCACAGUCAUCUUUGAGUGUGCUGCUGGCUCAGUCGUCGGUUUUUGGUGCGUUCUCGGAUACAUCGGUUUCCUGGCUUGCAUGUGUUUCCUAAUGGCUUUUUUGGCUCGAAAGCUGCCUGAUAAUUUCAACGAGGCGAAGCUCAUCACCUUCAGCAUGCUGAUAUUCUUUGCUGUGUGGAUAACUUUCAUCCCUGUUUAUGUGAGCACAGCAGGGAAAUACACAGUAGCUGUUCACAUUUUUGCCAUUUUAGCCUCAGCUUUCGCUCUCCUUUUUUGUAUCUUUGCUCCAAAGUGCUACAUCAUUAUUCUGAGACCAGAAAAAAACUGUAAGAAAAACAUGAUGCAGAGAUAA
Molecule: messenger RNA, 4450 nt
Organism: Xyrichtys novacula (pearly razorfish)
Lineage: Eukaryota; Metazoa; Chordata; Actinopteri; Labriformes; Labridae
Source: the annotation of a GenBank genome assembly